Molecule: messenger RNA, 1689 nt
Organism: Rhinocladiella mackenziei CBS 650.93
Lineage: Eukaryota; Fungi; Ascomycota; Eurotiomycetes; Chaetothyriales; Herpotrichiellaceae
Exons: 1
Coding region: 1-1689 (562 amino acids)
Biological process (GO): carbohydrate metabolic process
Source: RefSeq, a predicted model, not a curated record
AUGCGCUUUCUGACCCUCGUUCAUCUUUUACUCCACGGCACCUGGCUUUCGCAAGCCGGGACAUUCGAAAGAACACAGUAUGGCCACCAGGCUGGCUCCUUGGCUGGGGCGGCCCACCAGAAAACGUUGAUACCCAACAUAAAAGACGGAAAUGCGACGGGAACAUGGAGAUCCGGCAUGCCACCAAUCCUGCGCGACAUGUUGGAUGCCCUAGAAGUCAUGCAAGAUACAUAUUUUGACAUUUUUACUGGAACAUGGCCGGACGCUAUCGAUUGGACGUCGGCGGUCAUGGGAACGCAUGUGUCGGCGACUCUUGCCAGCAUUGUUUCUUCCCUUGAUGCAUCAUCCACCUCUACCUGCUUCGACAUGUUGUCGUGGCAAAAUACCAUCGAUCGAUACUAUGCACAUACGUCUGUCUUUUACUUUGGCGAGAAUGCGUUCGCAGUGCGAAACCAAGCUUACGACGAUAUGCUCUGGGUGGUUCUCGGCUGGCUCGAGAACCUGAAAUUUGCAGAAAUGUACUCUUUAAGACAUUGGGAUUUUGUCGAAUCUGGGAGGCAGACUUCUUCGGGAAGUGGCUGGCAAGGAUUACAAUUCAGCCCUAUGGCCGCUCACCGGGCUCGUAUCUUUUACGAUCUCGCCUCGGCUGGCUGGGAUGAGUCUCUUUGCCAUGGGGGCAUGAACUGGAAUCCAUAUUUGACCCCGUACAAGAACGCCAUCACCAACGAACUCUUUGCCGCCGCCAGCAUUGGAAUGUAUCUCUAUUUUCCUGGCGACAACAAUACUUCACCAUAUAUGACGCAAGGCGGACAAGGAUUCGUCAAGCCUCAUGACCCGGCAUAUUUGGAAAAUGCGAUCAAGAGCUAUAAAUGGCUCAUGGAGAGUCAGAUGCGGAACUUUGUAACCGGCCUCUACCAGGACGGCUUCCAUAUCACGGGGUGGCAUAAAUAUCCGAAUGGAACCAUCAAUCCAGGCACCAAGAAUUGCGACGAACUCAAUCCUAUGGUGUAUACCUACAAUCAAGGCGUUAUCCUGUCCGCCAGCCGCGGCCUUUGGCUGGCCACCGGAGCCAGAAGUUACCUCGAUGAAGGCCAUGUCUUGGUGGAAAGUGUUGUACGGGCGACUGGGUGGCCAAACUCGGAACACGCCUGGAGCGGUAUGGGGCGGGCCGGAGUGAUGGAAGAGUUCUGCGACCACAGCGGGUAUUGCAGUCAAGAUGGACAAACAUUUAAAGGUAUCUUCUUUCACCAUCUCUCGGAGUUUUGUCGGCCUCUGUGGCCGCAGGAAGAGGCAUUCACCACCACCGACAAACGUGCAGAAUUCGACCGAGAUGUUUAUGAGUACCAUCUCGCCCGCUGUGCGGCGUAUGACAAAUGGGUUGCUCACAACUCAGACGCUGCUUCAGCCACGAGAGAUUCUGAUGGCCAUUUUGGCAUGUGGUGGACGUUUGGAGAACCAGACGACGAGAUGAUGACCGAGAUCCGCGAGCGUACCACUCUCCCAAUUGGGGCUGAUGACCACCUCAACCCAAAACCGAGUGAUUGGUCUAGUCAACCUAUUUCCCCCGACGAUAGCAAUGACCGAGGCCGGGGCCGAACAGUGGAGACUCAAAGUGGAGGACUAGCAGUUCUGCGAGCGAGAUGGAAUUGGGAAGCCCAUUUGAGGCAGAUCUCUGCACGAAAGACAUGA